AUGAUAAAUGGAGAACAAACAAUGGUUGAAGAUGAACUUCCUGACCAAGGUAAACCAAUGUCAGAUGAAUCAGCAGAUAUUGAUAUUAAAGAUUUAAAAGUUGGUGAAUCUAUUGGUAGUGGUGCCUAUGGUAUAGUAUAUAGAGGUACAUUGUUUAAUUCAGAUGUAGCAAUAAAGAAAAUUCAAAAUGAAAAAAGUGAAAAGAAUGAAUUUAUAAAAUAUUUAAAAAGAGAAGUAGCAGUUUUAAAAAAUAUUCAACAUCCAAAUAUAGUUCAAUUUAUUGGAGUUUAUUAUGAACCAUUAGCAAGUCCAUCUUUAGUAAAUAGAUUAUUAAAUUCAAGUUCAACAUGGAUUGUAACUGAAUAUAUUGGCGGUGGUAAUUUACAUGAAAGAAUUAAAGAUACUAAAAAAGAUUUUCCAAUUGAAUUAAGAAUUAAAUUAUCUUUAGAUAUUGCUUUAGCAAUGGCAUAUUUACAUAGUAGAGAUAUUAUAUUUAGAGAUUUAAAAAGUAAAAAUAUUUUAAUUGAUGAUUCAUCUUCACCAAUUAGAGGAAAAGUUUGUGAUUUUGGUUUUGCAAGAAUUUUAAAUAAAAAACAACAAGGUAAUAGACAUUUAUCAAUUUGUGGAACAGACUCUAUAAUGGCACCAGAAUUAAUAUUAGGUAUGGAAUAUGAUGAAUCAGUGGAUAUAUUUUCAUUUGGUGUAGUAUUGUUAGAGAUGAUAUUACGUAAAAAAGUAUCGAAAGUUUUAGAGAGAGGACCACAAUCAGCCUUUGAAAUUGAUCAAGAUUCAGCACGUCAAUUAAUACCAGAUGAUAUUCCAGUACUUUAUUCAGAUUUAGCAUUGGAUUGUAUAAAAUAUCAACCAGAGGAGAGACCAAAUUUCUCACAUAUCAUUCAUGUAUUGAAACAAUUGACUUCAUUAUUCCCUGUGGUUCAUACAUUUGAUAAUCCAUUAUCACCAACUUCAUCACCAAUCACUCCACGUAAAAAUUCUUUAAAUUCACCUUUUACAAAAUCAAUGAGAAUGAACUCUUUUGAUUUUAACCUAUCAAAUAUAGUUUCUUCAACAAGCGUUCAAAAUAAUUUAAAAAGUCAAAAUUUAAAUUUUACUUUAUUAAAUUUAAAUCAAAUUAAUAAUCAAGAUUUAAAUGAAAAUAAUAAUAAUAAUAUAAGUAAUAAUAUAAAUAAUAUAAAUAAUAAUAAUAAUAAUUUAAAUGAUUGUAAUAGUAAUUUAAGUAGUAGUACAAGUACAAUAUAUAAUGAUUCACAACAAACAAUAAUUGAUGAAGAUGAAUUAGAUAAAGAAGAAGAAGAAAAUAGAAAUAAAGUUAAUAAUUUAAAAGAGAAAAUGUUAUUGGUAAUGGGUGAAUUUGAUAUUUAUAUUAAUAAAGUUGGUAAGGAAUUAUUAUUAGUAUCGGAAGAGGAUCAUAUCUCUCAAAAAUAUGAUGAAUGUAGAAAAGUUAUCGAAAUUAAAAAGGUUUUAGGUGAAGUUAUUGAAAGUGAUAUGAGUAAUAGUCAACAAUCAAAUACUCCAAGAAAAAAUUCAAAUGUUACAAAUUCCCGUGUCGCUUUGUUUUUGAAAUCAAUGGAACGUUCACUCAAUGAAAUUUAUUCAAGCUCUGAUGUAUUAAAACAAAGAAUUGUAAAAGAAGAUGAUUUGGUUGAAUCUUUAUUAUUGGCUAGAGUGGUUUCAAAAAUAAAAAAAAUUCAUUUAUCAUCAUUGGAUAUUAAUAAUUAA
Dictyostelium discoideum AX4 is the source of this 1740-nucleotide messenger RNA. RefSeq names its product LISK family protein kinase (gene kinY). Bases 1 to 1740 code for a protein of 579 amino acids. NCBI's taxonomy places the organism in Eukaryota, Evosea, Eumycetozoa, Dictyosteliales, Dictyosteliaceae. The record is from RefSeq and is a predicted model, not a curated record. Gene Ontology annotation, molecular function: protein serine kinase activity; ATP binding; protein kinase activity. The transcript has 4 exons.